AUGAGCUGCCGGGGUCGUCCCCUAUUCCGCUUCGAGCGCUACGUCCGUGCCGCCCCCGUACGUUACGACCCCUUCCUCUCAGCUGCCAAACCCACCAUGGUAUCCGCUCCCGAUCGCCAUCGCCAUGUUCGUCUCUCCUCGUUUCAUCACGUUACUAUCCCACCGGUCAACUCACCGCCUCUCAGUCUUUGCCACGGAUCAACACUGACGACAAUGUCCCAAAAGCUCAUCGUCGUCGUGGGCGCCACGGGCAACCAAGGCGGCUCCGUUGCUCGCCGCUUCCUGGCCGCUGGCUACCGCGUCCGCGCUCUCACCCGCGACACCAAAUCCCCAUCCGCUACUGCCCUUUCCACUCUCGGGUCCGAUGUGGAGCUCGUGAUCGCAGACCUUGAAGAUGUCGCCUCCAUCGAAGAAGCUUUCAAGGGUGCAAAUGUCAUCUUCAGCGUCACAAACUACUGGGAACCCUUCUUCCGACCAGACUGUCGCACGAAGGCACAGGAGCAGGGCAUUUCCUGCCGGAAGUUCGCGUAUGAUGUCGAGUUGCGCCAGGGACGGAAUAUUGUCGAUGCUGCGGCCAAGACAGUGGACUCGCUUGACAAGAACGGGUUUUUGGUUUCAACAUUGAGUCACGCUGAGAAAUGCAGUGGUGGGAAAUUUAAAGAGCUGUAUCACUUUGAUUCCAAGGCUGAGGUGUUUCCUGGCUACGUGAACGAAAAGUAUCCCGAGCUCGCGGCGAAGAUGUCGUGCAUCCAUACUGGGUACUUCUACACAAGCUACAACAUUCUUCCCAACUCAUACUUUGGCAAGAACUCCGAUGGCACAUUCACCAUGGCGUUCACAACCUCUCCUGACAAGCCUGUCCCGCAUUUCUCCCCUGUCGAUGAUAUGGGCAACUUCACCUACGCCGUUUCCCAAAUGCCGCCCGGCAAGGCUUACAUGGCCGAAGGAACAACUGCCACUUGGCCCCAGUUCCUAGAGACAUGGGCAAAGGUAAAUGGAGUACAAGCCAGCUAUAAGCAAAUUACGCCAGAAGAGAUGAUUGAGGCGACUGGAGAGCGCGACACUGGUCUCGAAGUCGCAUACAUGUUUUCAUAUUCCUCGGACCCAGGUUACGAUGGCGGCAUGGAUUUGCUGACCGCAGCUGAUCUUCAAAAGGCUGGUAUUGAUUGUCCCAUGACGACUUGGGAAGAAUGGUCCAAAAAGAACGAUUGGUCUCCUGUACUAGACAAAUGA
Colletotrichum paranaense is the source of this 1233-nucleotide messenger RNA. RefSeq names its product NmrA-like family protein. NCBI's taxonomy places the organism in Eukaryota, Fungi, Ascomycota, Sordariomycetes, Glomerellales, Glomerellaceae. The coding region runs from base 1 to 1233 and encodes 410 amino acids. The record is from RefSeq and is a predicted model, not a curated record. Gene Ontology annotation, cellular component: nucleus. The transcript has 4 exons.